AUCGCGUUUCAACUCAGCAAUGAAAAUCUUCCUGAAUUAAGGCCAGGUUCACCAGUCACGAAGGAGGUUAAUGAUUCGUCAACUUCAACGUCGCCUUAUAUCUCACCUGUCCCUGAAAAUGAUAUAUUACUUGGCACGAAGCCAGAAGAUCCGCUAACCGAUAUCACCACAAAUACAGUCGCUGCAGCUGCAGCUGGAACAUUUGGAGAUAAUGUCAAUGGGCAUCAAUUCAAUCAACUUUUUAAUUAUGUAAACCAUAUAGACGAAGUAGAAAUCGCUCCAGGAUGUUCUCAAAGGGUUAUUUUAUCUUUUUUACCUGAUCGUCGUUCUAAAAACCGAAGAUCAAUCGCGGAUAAUUCUAUGACAACGGAUGAUAUCAGUGGUGUGUCUAUUAUUACAAUGAACCCUAAUAGAGUAGAGGAUUCAAGAGUUAAUGCUAAUCUAUUUACACCAUCACUUGAAGAAAAUGAGACUUUUGAUUUUUUUGAAAUCAAUGGUCUUUUGUUCUUUUUUGCUUACGUAAUUGACAAGCAAGAUGAUAAUGAUAUAAAUACUCACUCUUUGGCGCCUUCGAUCAUGGAAGUCAAUAUAGGAAAAGAUUCAGAAUAUAUUCAAUUUCCAUCCUCUGAUAAUAAAUUAUCCAAAUCCGAUAUCGAGAGCGUGCCUUUUCGUGACAUAGAGACUAUCAAUGGCACUUCCAAAGCAGAUCACCAGAUUACCGUCAAGCUUCGUUCUACAGUAUGUCGUUCUGUGUUGUGGACAGACGUUGGAGAAACUGGAAUAAACUUUGAUGACU
This is a messenger RNA of Dentiscutata heterogama, 796 nucleotides long. NCBI's taxonomy places the organism in Eukaryota, Fungi, Glomeromycota, Glomeromycetes, Diversisporales, Gigasporaceae. The record is from the annotation of a GenBank genome assembly.